AUGCAAAAAGCCGGUUCCUCUCGGUUAACUAAAACGAAAUCACCAGAUUUUGUAUUCCAUCAGAUUUACAUUGAUAUUUUCCAUCUUACAAACAAUCCUCAAAAUAUUUCCUGUCUUGGUGAUGAUAGAUUGUGGAUAUGUGAUAAUAGCAAUAUUAUAGAACUCUACGAUGUAAAGGAGCAUUCACAAAACCGGUUUAUCAAAACGAAGACAAGGGCCAUACCAGAAGACAUAGUGUUAAGAAGCGGAGACUUAGUUUAUACUGAUGGCAUGUAUAAAACAGUAAACAUCGUUAAUAAUGACGAGAUACAAGAGUUGAUCAGACUUCAGAACUGGAAACCUCGUAAUGUCUGUAGCACUUCCUCUGGUGACAUUCUGGUUACUAUGGAAAGUGAUGACAACAAACAAACAAAAGUUGUUCGAUACACCGACUCUAUAGAGAGCCAAACAAUUCAAUUUGAUGAUGAGGGAAAACCACUCUAUUCCUCUGGCCUAAACAUGUACAUGUGUGAAAAUAAGAAUCUGGAUAUAUGUGUAGCUGACUAUGGUGCUAAAGCAAUAGUGGUGGUCAAUCGGGGCGGGAAACUGAUAUUCAGGUACACUGGACAUACUCCUUCUCCUAGGAAUGAAGCAUUCUGUCCACAAGGAAUCACUACAGACAGUGAGAGUCACAUCCUUACAACUGAUUAUGGUAAUCGCUGUGUCCAUAUCAUGGACAAAGAUGGACAGUUCCUUCAUUAUCUGACCCUUGGAAAAAAUAAACCGUAUGGAAUCUGCACUGAUACAGCUGACAAUCUUUUUGUUAUUUGCAAAGAGAAAAAAGUGUAUGAUUUGUGUUACACACAUAGUUGCAUUAUGAAAAUCAAAUACAUGUGGUGA
Messenger RNA from Saccostrea cuccullata (small rock oyster), 879 nucleotides. RefSeq lists its product as uncharacterized. NCBI's taxonomy places the organism in Eukaryota, Metazoa, Mollusca, Bivalvia, Ostreida, Ostreidae. Bases 1 to 879 code for a protein of 292 amino acids. Gene Ontology annotation, molecular function: ubiquitin protein ligase activity; protein binding; translation repressor activity. The record is from RefSeq and is a predicted model, not a curated record. The transcript has a single exon. Gene Ontology annotation, biological process: proteasome-mediated ubiquitin-dependent protein catabolic process; negative regulation of translation; protein polyubiquitination.